CACAUUCAUCUUCCUCAAAAUAUCUCUUACAAUACCAAUUCUUCCAACUUUGCAACAAGUCAACAUGCAGUUCACCAUCGCAGCUUUUGCUCUCCUGUUCGCCGCCGAGGGUGCCCUCGCCGACCUGCAUAAUGCUGCUGCCUGCGUUACCAACAGGAAGAGCUCUCCUGUCGGCGGUACGGGUUGGUCCGUCAGCUACACCUGGGCGAAGAGCUACGAGAUCUUGCCCGACGCCACCAAGUGUGCCUGCAACCUGUACCGACAGCGCAACACUGGCAACAAGCAGUGGGACAAGUGCCCUGAUUGCACCUUUGACGGAACGAUCUGCAACAGCAAAGGCUGGCACAUUGGCGGUGACGAGAUGACCUACUACUGCGAGAAGAAGUGUGGUGCCCAGGGCGCCGAGGCUAACUGAUGGGAGGUUAGAGGAUCCAGCUAGAUCUAGAUGGGAGAGUUCUCUGAGGGGCUUUUUUUGCUAGGGUGCAUUGUUUGUCGUGUGCGUUGUUAAAUUUCUAUCCUCAAAUUCCUGUAUAUAGUCUGAUUUGAGAGCCUCGGCAUCGUAAGAGCCAAUUAUAUACGAAGCUAUUCAUUCUUGUGAAAUCAUAUUCUGUUUGCAACAAUCGGGACGUGUAGAAUCAUAAAUUACGCUUGCAUAACCGUCAUAUGUCAGACUUCGACCAUAUCAUGCCGGAGAUAUACUUCAUGACGCCCAAUUUUGUUAUUUUAUAGUUUCUUUUUUUCGCGGUAGCUACGUGAUUU
This is a messenger RNA of Ilyonectria robusta, 759 nucleotides long. RefSeq lists its product as uncharacterized. The record is from RefSeq and is a predicted model, not a curated record. Lineage: Eukaryota; Fungi; Ascomycota; Sordariomycetes; Hypocreales; Nectriaceae. Bases 65 to 415 code for a protein of 116 amino acids. The transcript is spliced from 4 exons.